This is a messenger RNA of Lodderomyces margitis, 1023 nucleotides long. RefSeq lists its product as uncharacterized. The transcript has a single exon. The coding region runs from base 1 to 1023 and encodes 340 amino acids. Gene Ontology annotation, biological process: retrograde vesicle-mediated transport, Golgi to endoplasmic reticulum; Golgi vesicle budding; Golgi organization. Gene Ontology annotation, molecular function: phosphatidylinositol-4-phosphate binding. Lineage: Eukaryota; Fungi; Ascomycota; Pichiomycetes; Serinales; Debaryomycetaceae. The record is from RefSeq and is a predicted model, not a curated record. Gene Ontology annotation, cellular component: trans-Golgi network; cytosol; Golgi cisterna.
AUGUCGAGUUCUGGUUUGCAAAGACGUAGAGGAGGUAAUAAACAAGCCGCCUCGAAAUCAAGAGGAUCAAACUCAUUUGACGGGGAUAGAAGUGCCGUGCAGAGUGACUCCGAUGUCAAAGUGGGCUAUGACGAUCGUGAUAUAAAGGAUCCAAAGGAGGUGAAAAUCCCGUUAUUGACGUUAAUGGAAGAAGUCCUUUUGAUGGGGUUGAAGGAUAAAGAAGGAUACUUGUCCUUUUGGAACGAUAAUAUAUCAUAUGCUUUAAGGGGAUGCAUAUUGUUGGAAUUGGCUUUUAGAAAUAGAAUAACUUUGGUCAAUGACCCAGCCAGGCGUAGAUUCGAGCUAAGUGACAGACUCGUGGAAGUCAUUGACGAUGAGCCAACCGGUGAAGUUUUGUUGGAUGAGGCCCUCAAGAUAAUGAAAAGUGACGAGUCGAACUUGUCAGUAACAAACUGGAUUGAUUUGUUGAGUGGAGAAACAUGGAACUUGAUGAAAAUAAACUAUCAAUUGAAGCAGGUGAGAGAAAGGUUAGCAAAAGGUUUAGUCGAUAAGGGUAUCUUGAGGACUGAGAGAAAGAACUUUUUCUUGUUUGAUAUGGCAACACAUCCAGUGGCCGACAAAUUAUCAAAGGAAUAUAUCAAAAACAGAAUAUUGGCAUUGCUCAUACUGAGGAACGUUGAUCUCGACACAGUUGCCAAUGACCAAUUUCCUAAAGAUACCUCACUCAGAUAUUUGAGGUCCAUAUCUUUGGUUUGUGGAGCGUAUGCCGCCAAUGUUUUGGAAAAUGUUUUGUUAUCGUUGAGUUAUGACAAAAGAGACCAAGCCUUUGCAAGAGCAGAUGAACUUUUGGCUGACUUUAGUGAGUUCCCUUUCAAUUUGUCACAUCAAAGCCCAUUAGGACUAGGGCUAAACUUAGGACAAGAAGUCAGCGCUGAGAUUUCAGAGUCUUCAGCCAGUGAAUUACAAUUAGAAUUAGUGGCUGCGGUUUUAAGUGUUUUCGCAAGAAUGGAUUCAAUCCUUUAA